AUGCCAAAUAACCAACUUUCGCAAGUAUAUCAAGUGAUAAUCCAAGAUUUGGAGGAAGUACUCGAAUCAAAUUUCUUUAAAGAAGAUACGACGCGUGUUCUGAAGGACAUUAGAGACACUUGGGUUGGACUGCGUGUCGCUUACUUCUGGCGUAUGAGGACUGCGGUCGCUCAUAUGACCCUGAUCGGUGGCAAACUUGGGGACUGCGGUCGCUCAAGUUUGGAAGUCUGGGGACUGCGGUUGCUUGGACCUAAACCACUCCUCCCCAAUCGUUUCGAGCUAAUUCGUACGUGGAAAAAACAACGCAUUAGAUUCUAUAAAAAUGUAGAAACGAUCAACAAACAAAAGACCGGUCGCGAAGUUCAGUUUCAAAAGUGCGUCACGAAAUAUCAAGGAGGUAUCGCUAAAGUUACCAACGCGGAAGUUGAUAAGUGGGCUAAAGAAUCGGGAGAACCUUCAGUCCGCAGAUCGCCUCGACCAAUGAAACGCGUUAACUACGCUGAAGAUAAUUCAGACGAAGAGAGGAAGAUGAGGAGAGUAAAUUCGCAAUCGACGGAAUCUCCACAACCUAGAACCCCACCGCAAGCUCCUCGGGUUUUAACUCCAUUGAAAACAACUCCGAAUAAGCGACCGCGGAAUAAAGAGGAAAUUCAGCGAUAUUCCGAAGAUAUCUCUGUUAUAUGUGCUUUUGAUAAAUCUGUUUCGGAGUUGACCUUAGAAAUCGGCGAGGAGCUUGCCAUUGAGCUAUCCUCUAUUCGUGACAUCAAUCCUGCUGUGUGGUCGGAUGCUCUGGAAAAAUACGUUGAUACUUCUCUUAAAGAAACUGGAAAAAAAUUCAAAACUGCAAUUCAGGUUGAAGUUCUGAAUGAACCAUUUCGGUUAUAUUGCGAAAAAGUUCUUCUUGAUUUUUAUAAUCUUGUUGAUGUAAACUCUACAAUGGACCGAAAUAUAGGCGAACGGAAAUUUAUUACAUAUCAAAUCUCAUCGAUUUUAAAAUUUUAUGAGAGGACGUUUUUGAAUCUUAACUUCGAUUGGAUUGAAAGCCAUGCAUCUUCGGCAAAAAUAACAAAAUCCGCAACAAAUUCAGGCAUAGUUAAAGUAGAUUCAAAGGCAACUCGGUAUUCAGAUGGACAAGAAGUUUGGCAUAUGGAAGUGGCCGGUGGACCGUGCAAAACAACAGACUUACAUACCCUUGCUUUAAUCCCUUUCAGCUUCAAUGGUCGAAAUCAAUAUAAAGCUCUUCUCAGAAUGAUGGCUAUCUUUCAUGAUGAGAUAACAAAACAAGAAGAACUAAUGGGCGAGAUUGAACGAUCUGUACUUCGAUCUAAAGGAACAACAGUUCGUCAUGUAUUAAAGAUUCCCGAUGAAUUGUUUAAGUGA
Molecule: messenger RNA, 1380 nt
Organism: Dentiscutata erythropus
Lineage: Eukaryota; Fungi; Glomeromycota; Glomeromycetes; Diversisporales; Gigasporaceae
Source: the annotation of a GenBank genome assembly